CGUCGAUCCGUUCCGCCUCGUUCGCUUUCAUUUCCAGCAACUUUUUGACCACACGGCAGGUUCCAGCAUUAAAUGGUCAACACCUGGCUUCUACUUGCUUUGCUCCCUGCACACCUCUCUUUUACCUGAUAGACGUAGACCUGCGCCAUCCGUUCCCUCAGCUCCAGCGCUGUAUCAAAAUACACGAGCCCUCUAUACACACCCCCGACUCGCCGCCGCAGCCUGCGAACAUUCGAGAAUACCUAUUCGAGCAUACUACAAGAGACCGAAUAAACACGUCCGCAACUCCUUACACCGAUUGUUGCCGUUGAACAAAGCUCUUUCACCAUGUCCAGUGCUACAAUUGACGCCGAUGACGUCCUUGAACCGUCCCUGCAAAACCUCCUCGACCAGAAGUCACUGCGAUGGAUAUUCGUGGGAGGCAAAGGUGGUGUCGGCAAGACGACGACCUCGUGUUCUCUAGCCAUCCAAAUGGCCAAAGUACGCAAAUCAGUCUUACUCAUUUCGACGGACCCGGCGCACAACCUGAGCGACGCAUUCAGCCAAAAGUUCGGCAAGGACGCACGAUUAGUCGAAGGCUUUACAAAUCUCAGCGCCAUGGAAAUCGACCCCAAUGGCAGCAUCAACGACCUGAUCAGCGGGGCGGGAGACGAGGCACAGGAUGCCAUGGCAGGGCUCGGCGGGAUGGGAAACAUGAUGCAAGAUCUUGCCUUUAGCAUUCCCGGUGUCGACGAAGCAAUGUCUUUUGCAGAAGUCCUCAAACAAGUCAAGUCGCUUUCGUACGAGGUGAUUAUCUUCGACACCGCUCCCACGGGCCAUACUCUACGCUUCCUUCAAUUCCCGACCGUCCUUGAAAAGGCUUUGGCCAAGAUCUCUCAGCUGUCUAAUCAGUUCGGUCCCAUGCUACAGUCGGUGAUUGGGGCCAGAGGCGGGCUUCCCGGCGGUGGGAGUCUCGAGGAGUUGACGCAGAAACUGGAGACGUUGCGGGAAACUAUCGCCGAAGUCAAUGGCCAGUUCAAGAAUCCUGACAUGACCACCUUUGUCUGUGUCUGCAUAGCUGAGUUUUUGUCGUUGUACGAGACCGAACGGAUGAUUCAGGAGUUGGCCAGCUACCACAUCGACACCCAUUGUAUUGUCGUCAACCAGCUUUUGUUCCCGGAAAAGGACAACAACUGCAAACAAUGCAAUGCCAGGAGAAAAAUGCAGAAGAAGUAUCUGGAUCAGAUCGAGGAGCUGUACGAUGACUUCAACAUUGUCAAGAUGCCUCUCCUGACUGAUGAAGUCAGAGGGGUGGAAAGCUUGAAGAGUUUCUCGGAAAUGCUGGUCCAUCCCUAUCAACCACCCGCAGGCUCGUGAGACAUGCAGUUGAGACGGAGGUAGUUUAUUGCCUUGAAGUUUGGUCCAUCACAUCAUCUUCAACGUGUGGCAUCGUGUUGCGUUGCAUUGCAUGUGACUGUUUCUCAUGAUUAGCGAAUUAGUGUUGUUGGUGGUUUAGCGGUGUGAAGCGAAGCGGAGCAGAGCAGAGCGAUGGCGGUGCGAGAGAGCGGUUGCGGUUGCGGAGACAAUACAAAAGCAGUGAAAGCAGGAGAUUACCCUAACCAUGACAAUCAUGACCAUGAAGCCGAGUACAAUCACUUUACUUUUUGUUCCUGUCUGAAUAACUAGAUUCGAUGACCGUGGGCUACUAUGGGCCUUUUCAUUCCGCCGGCACACGCAUGGGUUGUGAAGCAAAGCAUUGCCAGUUCGACCUUCAGAGAGUCCUAUCCAUCUACCAGACCCGGCCAUAUGUAUCUGUGGUGGUGGUAUGUCAUGUGGCCAUCAUGGGAUGGGACUUUUGUCGUUUCUGCUCGUUCAGCAGAGUCCAAUUCAUACUGCCCGGGCAAUGCAGUGGCUUCAGCCCCAAACCAAGACGGCUGAUUGCAGUGGGCUGUGUCGAGUCAAUCACAUCUGUCACGCUGUCAUAUGACAUGCAAGAUGAUAAAUACUGUGAUAAGGUACAGGGAGAAUGGAGGCAGGGAGGGAGAAUAAAGUAUUAAGUUCAGCCUCAGCCUCAGCCUCAGCCUCACGACUUCCUACGGUAUCAACACCAGUACAGUACCCUCCCUGUACGGGCCACCCAUCAACCAGCUAGGCGUCAGAGUUAUUCUUUCUAGCCCGCAGUGUCCGACACAUUCUGAACCGCUGCAUCUCACCUCGAUUCGAUUCUCACAGUCAUAAUUACCUGAUCAUCAGCAAACAGAAGUCAAGUCUAAUAUCAAUGUCACCAUCUCACAGAGUUGUGGUAUCAAUCUCCACAUUCCGUACCACUGCCCGUGUACCUACCUACCUAUGCACACAAGCACAGACUCACCUCCUCAGUAUAUCCCCGCCCGGGGUGGUGUACCUUAGGCAGUGCAUUGGUUUAUUCCUCUAGUGUACUACCAGUACUAGUACCCGGCCCGAAUGGAACGGCCGCGCGGUCCAAAGAUACAACUA
Messenger RNA from Exophiala dermatitidis NIH/UT8656, 2475 nucleotides. RefSeq names its product arsenite-transporting ATPase. The record is from RefSeq and is a predicted model, not a curated record. Gene Ontology annotation, molecular function: ATP binding; ATP hydrolysis activity. Bases 328 to 1356 code for a protein of 342 amino acids. NCBI's taxonomy places the organism in Eukaryota, Fungi, Ascomycota, Eurotiomycetes, Chaetothyriales, Herpotrichiellaceae. Gene Ontology annotation, cellular component: GET complex. The transcript has 3 exons. Gene Ontology annotation, biological process: post-translational protein targeting to endoplasmic reticulum membrane.